CGGUUCCAGCGCAACACUCUUCCUGCAGACAACAUACACACUGCACGAGGCGCUUCGCUCACACACCAGCAGCACGUCGCCACAGCUGUAGCAGCGCUGCUCAGUCUCCGGGGGCUGUGGGAGAUCCGAGCGAACAGGGAAGCAGGGCCCACGGGGAGUCGGGGACACAGCAGUGUGAGGCUUGGCAGGAGUCAGGACAUUCACACCGAGCGAACACCGGGGGGAAACCGACACUGAGAGAGGAAGAAGGGAGGGAGGCACCUUCUGAAAAAGACACACAACUCUCUCUUUCCUCCUAAUUUCAAAACACUUCCGCGUUAAAAUGGCUGACCGCGAGCAGGGCAGCAGCGACGGAGAGAGCUCGAGCACCGGGGGAUCCGAGCGGCGGGAGAGCGGGGCCGCGAGGGGCUUCGCGCGCCAAGGAGCUCUGCGCCAGAAGAACGUGCACGAGGUCAAGGACCACAAGUUCAUCGCGCGCUUCUUCAAGCAGCCCACGUUCUGCAGCCACUGCACGGACUUCAUCUGGGGGUUCGGGAAGCAAGGUUUCCAGUGUCAAGUGUGUUGUUUCGUGGUCCAUAAACGCUGUCAUGAGUUCGUCACCUUCUCCUGUCCGGGGGCCGACAAGAACGCAUCAGACGACCCGAGGAGUAAACACAAGUUUAAGGUCCAUACCUACUCCAGCCCUACGUUCUGUGACCACUGUGGAUCCCUACUCUACGGGCUGAUACACCAGGGCAUGAGAUGUGACCAUUGUAUGAUGAACAUCCACAACCGAUGUGUGUCUAACGUUCCCAGUCUGUGUGGAACGGACCACACUGAGAGGAGAGGACGCAUCCAGAUCACCGCAGAUAUCAAGGACAACAAACUCACCGUCUACAUCCAGGAGGCUUGUAACCUGGUCCCCAUGGACCCUAACGGUCUGUCCGACCCCUACGUGAAGCUCAAACUCAUCCCCGACCCCAAGAGUGACACCAAGCAGAAGACCAAGACCAUCAAGUGUAACCUGAACCCCACCUGGAAUGAGAGCUUCACAUUUCCUCUGAAGGACUCUGAUAAGGACCGGCGUCUGUCGGUGGAGAUCUGGGACUGGGAUCUGACCAGCAGGAACGACUUCAUGGGAGCGCUCUCAUUCGGCAUCUCAGAGCUCCAGAAACAAGGAGUGGAUGGAUGGUUUAAAUUGUUGUCCCAGGAGGAGGGAGAAUACUUUAAUGUUCCUGUCCAACCAGACGGAGAAGACGGCAACGAGGAACUACGACAAAAGUUUGAGAGGGCAAAGAUUGGUCCCGGGAAGAACACAGACGGCUCCUCCUCUAACUCCACCUCUAAGUACGAUAGCAACGGUAACCAGGACCGCGUCAAACUGACAGACUUCAACUUCAUUAUGGUGUUGGGCAAGGGCAGCUUCGGGAAGGUGAUGUUAGCAGAGCGUAAAGGAGCAGACGAGCUGUACGCCGUAAAGAUCCUGAAGAAGGACGUGGUGAUUCAGGAUGAUGAUGUGGAGUGCACCAUGGUGGAGAAGAGGGUCCUGGCCCUGUCCGGGAAACCUCCCUUCCUCACACAGCUCCACUCCUGCUUUCAGACCAUGGUAACCACACACACUCACACACAUGUCCUGGCCCUGUCCGGGAAACCUCCCUUCCUCACACAGCUCCACUCCUGCUUUCAGACCAUGGACAGGCUAUAUUUUGUGAUGGAGUAUAUCAACGGAGGAGACCUCAUGUAUCAGAUCCAGCAGGUCGGCAAGUUCAAGGAACCCCACGCUGUUUUCUAUGCUGCAGAGAUCUCCAUCGGCCUCCUCUUCCUCCAUUCCAAAGGCAUCGUUUACCGGGAUCUGAAACUGGACAACGUCAUGCUGGAUGCAGAAGGACACAUUAAGAUCGCUGACUUUGGGAUGUGCAAAGAGAACAUGUUAGACGGUGUCACCACCAAGACCUUCUGUGGGACCCCAGACUACAUCGCUCCUGAGAUCAUUGCGUACCAGCCCUAUGGGAAGUCCGUGGACUGGUGGGCCUUUGGAGUUCUGCUCUACGAGAUGCUGGCUGGACAGCCUCCGUUCGAUGGUGAGGAUGAGGAUGAGUUGUUUCAGUCCAUCAUGGAGCAUCACGUCUCCUACCCCAAGUCCAUGUCCAAGGAGGCUGUCGCCAUCUGCAAAGGGUUGAUGACUAAGCACCCAGGGAAGCGUCUGGGCUGUGGUCCGGAGGGGGAGAGGGAUAUAAAGGAACACGCUUUCUUCCGUUACAUGGACUGGGACAAACUGGAGAACAAGGAAGUCCAGCCGCCCUUCAAACCCAAAGCUUGCGGUCGCGAAGCAGAGAACUUUGAUCGUUUCUUUACACGCCACCCCCCCGUCCUGACCCCCCCCGACCAGGAGGUCAUCAUGAACCUGGACCAGGAAGAGUUCCAGGGAUUCUCAUUCGUUAACCCAGAGUACCCCGACAUGGACUGACCCAUCACAGCGCUGCAUUAGCUCCUGCCCCUCUUCCAGAUCUCAUAUCAUUUCAUCACCAGGAUAUAGUUUAAGACCAAAGGGUGUAUCCCAGUUGUCUCUCCUCCCUCUUGAGCACUUGUUCACUCCUCCUGAGUGGCGCGGCCGUCUAAUGGCAUCUCAGUGCAUGAAGCGUCAUUACAGUGCCUGGUUCGAAUCCAGGCUGUGUCGCAUCCGGCCGUGAUUGGGAGUCCUUAUAGGGCGGCGCACGAUUGGCCCAGCGUCGCCCGGGUUUUGGCCGGGGGGGGGGGGGAGUCGUCAUUGUAAAUAAUAAUUUGUUCUUUAACUGACUUUCCUAGUUAAAUAAAGAUUAAAUACAUUUUUUUUUUUUAUAAAUACAAAUGUAAAAACACAUUAUUGGUGUUAACCUGGAUUAGAGUUUCCAUUUACCACUCAUUUCCUUUCAAGUGAGGAAGUGUGUACUUUGGGAGGAAGGGGAGAGAAUUGGUACAUAGCCUAGUCCCUACCCAUAUCUACUGUUCUGUUCUAACCUAAACACAGAUCUAGGAUCAGAUUCCCCAUGCCCCUAGUCUUAACCUGAACCAUUACGGAGAUCUGACCUCUGAUCAGUGGUUAAAGACAACUUCUACUCAAAACAGAACAGAAGGUCCCAAGGUGUAUGAAAUCCUACAACAACAAAAAAAAAAUGCUGAAUCGAUCGAUUUUCAACUAAUCGAUAAAGCAAAUCAAUGAGGUUACAUUCCCACCAUCAACCAAUCAAAUGACCUCCCAACUGUUACUGGGACCAAUAUUGACCGACGGAUCGAACUGAUCGACUUUCUUACUGUUUAAUGAUCAAUCAGGGUAUUGUGUUGUUUUGUUUUGUAUUGAUUUAGGGAUGUAGAACUGUUAUGAAAUGUUAACGUCGUUGCUAUUACAACGAGGGAGGCCUCCUUGGUACUGUCACCACCACCACCACCUCACACACCAUGUUACGUUACUGUCAAACUGUGCCAAAGCAGGGUCAGAGUUCAGGGUCCAGUGUCCUCCGUUACGGGGAGACACACGGCAGCCAUUUUGUGCCACAGAGCCCCAAACCAACCCCACACCUCAGAAUAGCAUUCACAGCAACUGGAAACACACGGACACACCAGGGCUCAUCUCCAAUGGUCUUGUCAACCCGGUCCGACCACACAUCUCUAGAUAUCGCUCUGAGACCAGGGCUCAUCUCCAAUGGUCUUGUCAACCCGGUCCGACCACACAUCUCUAGAUAUCGCUCUGAGACCAGGGCCCAUCUCCAAUAGUCUUGUCAACCCGGUCCGACCACACAUCUCUAGAUAUCGCUCUGAGACCAGGGCCCAUUCCCCAUAGUGACCUGCUAUUGACCAGGGAGGGCCCGUUCCCUCUAUAGUGACCUGCUAUUGACCAGGGCCCAUUCCCCAUAGUGACCUGCUAUUGACCAGGGAGGGCCCAUUCCCUCUAUAGUGACCUGCUAUUGACCAGGGAGGGCCCAUUCCCUCUAUAGUGACGUGCUAUUGACCAGGAAGGGCCCAUUCCCCAUAGUGACCUGCUAUUGACCAGGGAGGGCCCAUUCCCUCUAUAGUGACCUGCUAUUGACCAGGGAGGGCCCAUUCCCUCUAUAGUGACCUGCUAUAGGGCCCAUUCCCUCUAUAGUGACCUGCUAUUGACUAGGGAGGGCCCAUUCCCUCUAUAGUGACCUGCUAUUGACCAGGGAGGGCCCAUUCCCUCUAUAGUGACCUGCUAUUGACCAGGGCCCAUUCCCUCUAUAGUGACCUGCUAUAGGGCCCAUUCCCUCUAUAGUGACCUGCUAUAGGGCCCAUUCCCUCUAUAGUGACCUGCUAUAGGGCCCAUUCCCUCUAUAGUGACCUGCUAUUGACCAGGGAGGGCCCAUUCCCUCUAUAGUGACCUGCUAUAGGACCCAUUCCCUCUAUAGUGACCUGCUAUAGGGCCCAUUCCCUCUAUAGUGACCUGCUAUAGGGCCCAUUCCCUCUAUAGUGACCUGCUAUAGGGCCCAUUCCCUCUAUAGUGACCUGCUAUAGGGCCCAUUCCCUCUAUAGUGACCUGCUAUAGGGCCCAUUCCCUCUAUAGUGACCUGCUAUAGGGCCCAUUCCCUCUAUAGUGACCUGCUAUAGGGCCCAUUCCCUCUAUAGUGACCUGCUAUAGGGCCCUGGCUCAGUAGAAAGUAGUGCACUGCAUAGGGCCCAUUCCCUCUAUAGUGACCUGCUAUAGGGCCCAUUCCCUCUACAGUGACCUGCUAUAGGACCCUGGCUCAGUAGAAAGUAGUGCACUGCAUAGGGAAUAGGGUGUGACCUGCUAUAGGGCCCUGGCUCAGUAGAAAGUAGUGCACUGCAUAGGGAAUAGGGUGUGAUUUCAGACGCUGUCUAGGAAUUAUCUGACCACUGCCAAACAGAGAUGUUGUUGUUUAUACUUAACCAGGGUGGUUAGUUAGUACUUGGUUAGUUAACCAGGGUGGUUAGUUAGUACUUGGUUAGUUAACCAGGGUGGUUAGUUCGUACUUGGUUACUUAACCAGGGUGGUUAGUUAGUACUUGGUUAGUUAACCAGGGUGGUUAGUUAGUACUUGGUUAGUUAACCAGGGUGGUUAGUUCGUACUUGGUUACUUAACCAGGGUGGUUAGUUAGUACUUGGUUAGUUAACCAGGGUGGUUAGUUCGUACUUGGUUACUUAACCAGGGUGGUUAGUUAGUACUGGUUUAGUUAACCAGGGUGGUUAGUUAGUACUUGGUUAGUUAACCAGGGUGGUUAGUUCGUACUUGGUUAGUUAACCAGGGUGGUUAGUUCGUACUUGGUUAGUUAACCAGGGUGGUUAGUUAGUACUUGGUUAGUUAACCAGGGUGGUUAGUUCGUACUUGGUUACUUAACCAGGGUGGUUAGUUAGUACUUGGUUAGUUAACCAGGGUGGUUAGUUCGUACUUGGUUACUUAACCAGGGUGGUUAGUUAGUACUGGUUUAGUUAACCAGGGUGGUUAGUUAGUACUUGGUUAGUUAACCAGGGUGGUUAGUUCGUACUUGGUUAGUUAACCAGGGUGGUUAGUUCGUACUUGGUUAGUUAACCAGGGUGGUUAGUUAGUACUUGGUUAGUUAACCAGGGUGGUUAGUUAGUACUUGGUUAGUUAACCAGGGUGGUUAGUUAGUACUUGGUUAGUUAACCAGGGUGGUUAGUUCGUACUUGGUUACUUAACCAGGGUGGUUAGUUAGUACUUGGUUAGUUAACCAGGGUGGUUAGUUAGUACUUGGUUAGUUAACCAGGGUGGUUAGUUCGUACUUGGUUACUUAACCAGGGUGGUUAGUUAGUACUUGGUUAGUUAACCAGGGUGGUUAGUUCGUACUUGGUUACUUAACCAGGGUGGUUAGUUAGUACUGGUUUAGUUAACCAGGGUGGUUAGUUCGUACUUGGUUAGUUAACCAGGGUGGUUAGUUAGUACUUGGUUAGUUAACCAGGGUGGUUAGUUCGUACUUGGUUACUUAACCAGGGUGGUUAGUUAGUACUUGGUUAGUUAACCAGGGUGGUUAGUUCGUACUUGGUUACUUAACCAGGGUGGUUAGUUAGUACUGGUUUAGUUAACCAGGGUGGUUAGUUAGUACUUGGUUAGUUAACCAGGGUGGUUAGUUCGUACUUGGUUAGUUAACCAGGGUGGUUAGUUCGUACUUGGUUAGUUAACCAGGGUGGUUAGUUAGUACUUGGUUAGUUAACCAGGGUGGUUAGUUCGUACUUGGUUAGUUAACCAGGGUGGUUAGUUAGUACUUGGUUAGUUAACCAGGGUGGUUAGUUAGUACUAGUUAACUGGUUAUUAGUAGCGGGGGGUUGGGACGUGUUCUGUAACUGUUUAAAGAGAGUUCUGAUUAUAUUACCAUGCAGUUAAAUGUGUCAAACUGGAAAAUACUGGAAAGGGAUUUUUUUUCUUUCUUGUGUCAAGAGUGACUGAGGAUGAUGAUGAUGAGGAGGAGGAUUACAAUGAGAAUGAUGAUGAUGAUGAUGGCUGAAUCUUGUUUUGUGUAUCGGCUGAGCUAAAGGCCUUAUCUGCACUUGGGGAGUUAACUCUACUGAAUGAUAAUGAUGAUGAUGAUGAUGAUGACGAUGAUGAUGAUGGCUGAAUCUUGUUUUGUGUAUCGGCUGAGCUAAAGGCCUUAUCUGAACAUGGGGAGUUAACACUCAAGCAUCUGCUGUCUUACAGGAAACGUACAGAGGUUUGUAACGAUGUAGGGAGAGGGGGUGUGUCUUGUACGUGUAAAUCUGUCUUCUGAUUGGAUAAUAUAAUAUAACUCAACUCA
This is a messenger RNA of Oncorhynchus nerka (sockeye salmon), 6737 nucleotides long. Its product is annotated as protein kinase C beta type-like. Gene Ontology annotation, biological process: protein phosphorylation. Gene Ontology annotation, molecular function: zinc ion binding; diacylglycerol-dependent serine/threonine kinase activity; ATP binding. The coding region runs from base 323 to 2446 and encodes 707 amino acids. The transcript is spliced from 17 exons. Gene Ontology annotation, cellular component: cytoplasm; nucleus. The record is from RefSeq and is a predicted model, not a curated record. Lineage: Eukaryota; Metazoa; Chordata; Actinopteri; Salmoniformes; Salmonidae.